Messenger RNA from Tricharina praecox, 1411 nucleotides. Its product is annotated as pheromone A receptor family protein. The transcript has 3 exons. Gene Ontology annotation, molecular function: mating-type factor pheromone receptor activity. Bases 338 to 1411 code for a protein of 357 amino acids. NCBI's taxonomy places the organism in Eukaryota, Fungi, Ascomycota, Pezizomycetes, Pezizales, Pyronemataceae. The record is from RefSeq and is a predicted model, not a curated record. Gene Ontology annotation, biological process: G protein-coupled receptor signaling pathway. Gene Ontology annotation, cellular component: membrane.
CUAGAGGUUAGUGGGGACGCCUGGCCAUCCCAUUCACCAGUGUCCCCGAAAAUUCACCACCGACCCAUGAAUAGAGUCUUUGAGACUGCGUCAGGCAGCGUCCCAACGCAGCGACCGUGAUGGCCCACCUUUAUAACUUUCACUUCGUAACUUGAUGGAUUUCUUCCUUAUACUCGACACAUCCACCCGGAAACGACCUCCUUCUGAUACUGAACUUCCGCUCGAUAUUCGACAUAUACAGUUCUUCAGCAACAAUUCUUCGGGCCUUCUCUCGCAUUUGUGACUGGCUUCUUUCCUAGUACCCCUCCACCCCAUCUUCACCGACUUUGCCACAAACAUGGUUGUUUUAGCACUGUACCGCAUUUCGUGUGGCCUAUCGAUGAUCCUCUGUCUUGUGCCUCUCAACUGGCAUUGGCGAAACGGCAACAUUCCAGCAAUCGCUCUGAUACUCUGGUUGGUACCGUACAACCUCUGCACGUGGGUCAAUUCUUUCAUCUGGCCGGACGAUGCCUCCCUCUUGGCUGGCUGGGAGGGCGGAAUCUACUGCGACAUCCAAGUCAAGAUCCUCAUGGCCGGCUACACCGGAAUCAUCACGUCGAUACUCGCCAUCGCUCGGAAUCUGGCCAACAUCCUCUCUGACGACAAUCCAAUUGUGCGGACGAAGGCUGUGAAAAGGAGGGAAAACAUGAAGGAUCUGGUUAUUUGCCUCGGCAUCCCCAUCUACAUGAUGGCGGUUCACUAUGUGGUUCAACCGAGACGCUACUACCUCUACACCAUCUCUGGAUGCGGCGCGACCGUCGACAAAUCUUGGCCUAGCAUUAUCAUCAUCUUCAUUUGGCCUCCCAUCACGGCGCUAGUCGCGUCCUACUACGCAGCGCUGGUGAUAUAUCGUCUGCACAAAUAUCGCAACCGCUUCACCAGCAUCCUGAGCAGUAGUACGUACGCAAACAAGUCGCGGUUCAUGCGGCUGUUCCUUCUUGCGGUGAUCCUCCUGAUCGUGUUCCUGCCUGCAAGCGUCUACACCUUCUUCCUGAACAUCAGCGACGAGUUCCUUCCGUACAGCUGGGCGGAUAUUCACGGCGAGGGCUGGCUGUCGAUCGAAAAGAUCCCGACCGGCAACGUAAUCAAAUUCGAUCGCUGGCCGCCCGUCGGGGUCGGCUUCCUGGUGUUUCUCCUGUUCGGCCUGGGGAAGGAUGCCGUGGCCCUGUACAGGGACUGGAUCAACACCAUCGGCAUCGGGAGAUUCCUGCCCGACAGGCUCAUGGCACGAGAAAACCUGCAUGCGAGAGCUUUUUCAAUUCCCGGUUCCACACAGGACAGCACAGGGUCGAAAGGGAAGGCUGUGGACUUAACCACAACCCUCUCCUCCAACGACGACGGUGACUACCCCAUCUGGCCCGCAUCACACUAG